AUGUUGCUAUACUGCACUGGAGGCGAGACUGGACUUUCAGGACGCAAUGCAACACAGCGCGUCUCUCUGCGGUCUUCCAAACCUCCCAGACCUUCACCCCCGCCAAAAGCCUCGAUGGAUAGCCUGCCGAACGAACUCGUCCUAGACAUCUGCAGUUACCUAUCCCCAUCGGAACUCUGGUUCAGCGCGCGCCCCACUUCCCGUCAAUUCUACAACUGCGCCAAAGAAGUCUUAUUACAAAAGUGCUUCCACGAAGAGCAAGUCCACUUCUCUCGGUGCUGCUUCUGGUGCAGCCUUGGACACUCUUCCAUAGAAACAGUCCUGAGAACCAUCACGCCACUCUUUAGUGACAAGCAAAAGCUGCGCAUAGCAAGCAUCAGCGACCAGGCUUUGCUUGCUAAACUGGCUUUCGGAGGACUGUGCAAUCGCAUUGCGAGGUUUGAGCAAAAGAUCAAUGUUUCUGUCGGAGGAGGCGAAGAGGUCACAAUCACCGCUGCAGAGUGGCUGGGAUACGUGGGACAUCUACCUCGCGAUGUCCAGGUGCGCCGGUAUGGCUUCCUGGCGUUCUACUUUGCACGAGUCGGAAAGAAGAAAGUGGAAUGGCGGAUCACAGAACCUCUUCUGUCGGUUACGCACGUGCUAGGAUUCAUUGUGGUGGGUGUAGUCAUUGUGGCCUCCGCAUUGUCUGUCCUAGUUGUUGGCGGUGCCAUCUGGGAAGCAUGCAUACUGGCUAAGGGGUUGUGGAAUUUCUUUGACAGCUAUGUGGAUAUGGGUAAAGCAGCCUCGUCACCUGUACGUCGCCCCGACGUUCGGCACACACCACGCAAAGGGCUCAUCGGUCGAAGAGAGCAGCCUUCGAAAAAGGUACACAACGGCGGCACCAAAGCAUGGGGUGAACAGACUAAAUGGGCGUUACCUUCAGCAGGAAGCCUCAGAAAGGCUACACUACAAGAGACUCCGACAGACGAGACUAUUCGGCUAGUAAACCCGAGUGUGAACUCACUUGUUGGAGGGCGACUGGGUUCGCAAACACCAAGAUUUUCUGGAAGGGUAACCAAGCGGGCUGUUGGUGAGCCUCAGAAACAAAACGCAGAAGUGCCAGGUCUAUUAGAAGGCCCGCGAUCCGUGCUCUCAUGGCAAGAGUCGUUUGAGCUACAGCGAACACUCAGGCGAGAACUGCCUCCACCUCCCUCUAACAGAUACGAUUCUGCGGUCGACGUGACAAUCCGACCCCUUAACGUCCGCAAGCAUCAAGUCCAGAAGCCGUACUGCCCUUCUGGAUUGGGAAGAUCGGCCGCCGUACCCGUUCAGCCCAAACCCUCGGCCAACCCUCGAAUUCUCCAAGCAUCAGCAUUUCAUUCCCAGGUUGCCUUACCCACAACGGACAAGGAGCCAGUGAGAGGCUGGGAACAAGAUUGGGAAAAGCCUCUUCAGCAACGCGUUGGAGACUCGAGAGCGAUAUGGAAGUCGGCGUCACACCGUCUUCUACUGCGAAACAAAGAUAGCGUUCAACGACUGGAUGCUGAGCAAGCAAUAAUGGAGCAGAUGACUGCGAGGAUGGAGUUGGAGAAGAGGCAGCAGCCUCAGAUGAGGAGCAUUCAGAGCAUUGAAGAGAUGGCCGAAGAAGACAGGAGGGCAGAUGAGGAAUGGAAUGGUAAACACAGUCUGGCAGCCCUGAAAGGUCGACGUGCUAACAGCUUGGUCAUCUAG
This is a messenger RNA of Alternaria ventricosa, 1710 nucleotides long. RefSeq lists its product as uncharacterized. The transcript has 2 exons. NCBI's taxonomy places the organism in Eukaryota, Fungi, Ascomycota, Dothideomycetes, Pleosporales, Pleosporaceae. The record is from RefSeq and is a predicted model, not a curated record. Bases 1 to 1710 code for a protein of 569 amino acids. Gene Ontology annotation, molecular function: protein binding.